AAUUCUUUCUCUUUCCACAUUUGCCAACGCACUCUCUCGCUAUAAAUAUCGUGCAGACAGUCAUAUCCUCACCCUCUCCUCUUUCUUUCUCCUUCUUACUCACAUACAAUGUCGGCUUACAAAGACCAGGAUCCUCGUCUUCAUGGUAUCAAAACUAAGAUUCGUGUCGUCCCCGAUUUUCCCAAAUCCGGUAUUAUGUUCCAAGACAUAACUACUUUGUUGCUCGACCCCAAAGCAUUUAAGGACACAAUCGAUUUGUUCGUUGAGCGAUACAAGGGCAAAAACAUUUCUGUUGUUGCAGGAAUCGAAGCCCGAGGUUUUAUUUUUGGUCCUCCCAUUGCACUGGCUAUAGGAGCAAAGUUUGUACCAUUGAGGAAACCAAAGAAGUUGCCUGGAAAAGUUAUUUCUCAAGAAUAUAUUCUGGAAUAUGGAAGGGACUGUCUUGAGAUGCAUGUUGGAGCAGUUGAACCUGGUGAGCGUGCUUUAGUGGUUGAUGAUUUGAUUGCAACUGGUGGAACCCUCUGUGCAGCUAUGGAUUUGCUAGAACGUGUGGGAGCAGAAGUAGUGGAGUGUGCAUGUGUAAUUGAAUUACCAGAAUUGAAGGGUCGUGAACGUUUGAACGGGAAGCCGUUGUACGUGUUGGUGGAAUAUAUUGAGAUAUGAAGUGGUGAAGAAUAUUAAGAUGUAGAUUUGGGAAUGUGUCUUUACUUUCCCAUUUGGAUUCCCAUCUUAGCAUGUAGUAGGAACGAUCGAUCAAAUCAAAUUAAUGCAUUUGUAUGACCCACUCUCUGGGUCUCGUCUCGUCUUCUCAUAUCUGUGCUUCUCUAUCCUUUUUCAAAUAAAAUUAUAUCUUUGGCUACUUGUA
Cajanus cajan (pigeon pea) is the source of this 865-nucleotide messenger RNA. RefSeq names its product adenine phosphoribosyltransferase 4. Gene Ontology annotation, cellular component: cytoplasm; cytosol. NCBI's taxonomy places the organism in Eukaryota, Viridiplantae, Streptophyta, Magnoliopsida, Fabales, Fabaceae. Gene Ontology annotation, biological process: adenine salvage. The record is from RefSeq and is a predicted model, not a curated record. Gene Ontology annotation, molecular function: adenine phosphoribosyltransferase activity.